Messenger RNA from Quercus lobata, 1806 nucleotides. RefSeq lists its product as uncharacterized. Lineage: Eukaryota; Viridiplantae; Streptophyta; Magnoliopsida; Fagales; Fagaceae. The record is from RefSeq and is a predicted model, not a curated record. Gene Ontology annotation, molecular function: nucleic acid binding; zinc ion binding. The transcript has 4 exons. The coding region runs from base 1 to 1806 and encodes 601 amino acids.
AUGGUUGGUACAUGGCUAACCAAUUCAGUCUCACCAAAACUCCAAGCAAGCAUCAUCUAUGAAGACACUGCCUUGGAAAUCUGGAAUGACUUGAAGAAUCAUUUUGCUCAGACUAACAGGCCUAGAGUCUUCAAUCUUCAAAAGCAAAUCACAGAACUUCAUCAAGGUGAGAUGUCCAUCACUGAUUUCUUUAAACAGUUGAAGGUGUUUUGGGAUCAAUUACAGAACCUUAGCCCUUUUCCUACUUGUACUUUUGGCAAAUGUCUUUGCAAUAUUAACAAGAGGCUCACUAAUUUGCAAGUAAAAGAGUCUAUGAUGAAAUUUUUAAUGGGAUUGAAUGAUUCUUUUUCCCAAGUUAGGACUCAAGUCUUGCUUAUGGAUCCAAUCCCUUCUCUUAGUAAGGUUUACUCUUUGAUAAUUCAAGAAGAGACACAAAGAACAGCUUCUAAUGCAUCUGUUGUUAAAGUGGAUUCUACUGUUUUAGUUGCUAAAUUGUCCAAUGAUCAUCAUAGUACUAAUUCUAGUGGCAAGGGCAAGGACAGGCUAGUUUGCACUCACUGUGGCAAGAUUGGUCACACAGUGGAUAAAUGCUAUAAGUUGCAUGGUUUUCCACCAGGGUUUAAGUUCAAGAAUAAGUCUUCUAUGGCUCAUCAAUGUCAGCAGCUUCUUGCCUUGUUUGGUGCUUCAAGUUCAUCUCCUGCAGUACCAUCUCAAGUCAAACAAGCUUCCAUGGCCAAUGUAGCUUCUUCUUCCACUUCUGCCAGUGUGCUAAUGUCAGGUAUUGAUCUUUCCCACAGUGUUUUCUCUGCACAAGUGAUCGAUAGAAGGGCUUAUGAUAGAUGUACUUGGGUGUUGGAUAUUGGAGCUACUGAUCAUUUUGUCUGUUCAAUUGAUUUGUUAACUUCAAUUACUGCUACUAUGCAGUCCUUGGUUCAAUUGCCAAAUGGGGGAUCAGCACAAGUCACUCACAUUGGCACCGUUACUCUUUCUUCUUCUCUCAUCCUCACUAAUGUUCCUUGUGUUCCAUCUUUUAGUUUUAAUUUGCUAUCUGACAUUUUAUCUUGGAAAACAAUUGGGGUGGGCAAAGCAGUUGAUGGUUUAUACUUGCUACCAUGUGACAGUUUUCAACAUACUCCUGCUUCCUCACUUGCUGAUUACUUGGUCAAUCACAAGUUCAAUGCAGUCUUACCUCCUUUCUCUGCAACUAGUUCCACCAAUACCUCUUCUCAAUCUACAUAUCUUUGGCAUGCAAGAUUAGGUCAUCCUUUUGACCUUAAACUUAGAGUUUUAAGUCAUGCUAUUCCUUCUUUGUACUCUUCUUGUAAUAAGGAUUGUCAAGCACCAGAUUAUACUCAUCUCAAAGUCUUUGGUUGCUUAUGCUUUGCUUCUACCAUUGCUCACAAUAGAAAUAAGUUUUCUUCAAGAGCAAGAAGGUGUAUAUUCCUUGGUUAUGCUCUUAAUGUCAAAGGGUAUAAACUUUUUGAUCUUGACACUCAUUUUGUUUUUGUUUCAAGAAAUGUUAUGUUUCAUGAGUCUGUAUUUCCUUACUCUUCAUCUUCAAGUGGUUCUACUUCCUCAACAUCCUUGCCUUUACCUUGUGCUCCUUCUGUUCCUAUCUUGCUUGAUGAUCCUAUUUUGUCCAAGCCUGCUUCUUCUGCUCUUUCUCAUGGCUCUGUUUUUCAACUUCAUCAUAACAUUGAUGAUGAUUUUCUUGAUGAGGUGCCAGUAGAACCUCCUGAACCUAUUGCUAAUCCUAUUCCACUUAGAAGGUCUUCUAGGUCCCUCAAAAAGCCUUCUUUUUUGUAG